AAAGAGACUCUGGUCUUGAUUCCCCAGCCUCAGAAACUCCAUUUAAAACUAGAAAUCCUUUCUAAGCUUAGAUCAGAGUUCUACUUGGAGACAGGGAAGCUAGGCAGUAGGGGGAGGAGUCACAGGCUGGGCCACAGGAGGUGGGAGGUUCCAGGAAUGGGCUGAGUACCCGGCACGGAAGGGUUAACCACAAAGCCAAUCUCAUAGAGGGAGAUCAAUGGGUUACUGCCCGUGAAAAAGAGAAUGAGGUAGCAACAGACGCAGACAGGCAGAAAUGAGCCUGGCAGAAGAGCAUGCCACCCCGGGGAAAUCAGGGUCUGAGGAGGAGGUGGCCAGUCCAUUCAGGAGCAGUGGCAAGUGCUCCCAUCCAACUCAGCAGACAGCUGAAGGCAGAGGAGAGGAGGGGCCCUGAAGACGAAGAAGGAGAACUAGGAAGCAGGGAGGCACCAGGGGCAGCGGCUGAGACGGCUGAGACGAGAGGAAGCUCCAGCCUGGCCAUUCUACCAGGAAGCAUGCAGGGCCCCAGUGCCUAGGGCUGAGGAAGAUGGCUGACAUCCAAAACAUUUCGCUGGACAGCCCAGGGAGCGUAGGGGCUGUGGCAGUGCCUGUAGUCUUUGCCCUCAUCUUCCUGUUGGGGAUGGUGGGCAAUGGGUUGGUGUUGGCCGUGCUGCUGCAGCCUGGCCCAAGUGCCUGGCAGGAGCCGGGCAGUACCACGGAUCUCUUCAUUCUCAACCUGGCGGUGGCCGACCUCUGCUUCCUCCUGUGCUGCGUGCCCUUCCAGGCGGCCAUCUACACACUGGAUGCCUGGCUCUUUGGGGCUUUCGUGUGCAAGACGGUGCAUCUGCUCAUCUACCUCACCAUGUACGCCAGCAGCUUCACCCUGGCCGCAGUCUCAGUGGACAGGUACCUGGCGGUGCGACACCCGCUGCGCUCGCGGGCCUUGCGCACCCCGCGCAACGCGCGCGCCGCCGUGGGGUUGGUGUGGCUGCUGGCGGCGCUCUUCUCCGCGCCCUAUCUCAGCUACUACGGCACGGUGCGCUACGGCGCGCUGGAGCUCUGCGUGCCCGCCUGGGAGGACGCGCGGCGGCGCGCGCUGGACGUGGCCACCUUCGCCGCGGGCUACCUGCUGCCGGUGGCCGUGGUGAGCCUGGCCUACGGGCGCACGCUGCGCUUCCUGUGGGCCGCCGUGGGCCCCGCGGGCGCGGCGGCGGCGGAGGCGCGGCGGCGGGCGACGGGCCGCGCGGGCCGGGCCAUGCUGGCGGUGGCCGCGCUCUACGCGCUGUGCUGGGGCCCCCACCACGCGCUCAUCCUCUGCUUCUGGUACGGCCGCUUCGCCUUCAGCCCGGCCACCUACGCCUGUCGCCUGGCCUCGCACUGCCUCGCCUACGCCAACUCCUGCCUCAACCCGCUCGUCUACUCGCUCGCCUCUCGCCACUUCCGCGCGCGCUUCCGCCGCCUGUGGCCCUGCGGCCGGCGCCGCCACCGCCACCACCGCGCCCACCGAGCCCUCCGGCGUAUCCAGCCGGCGUCCUCCGGCCCCCCCGCCGCUUAUCCUGGUGACGCCAGGCCUCGCGGUUGGAGUCUGGAGCCCAGAGGGGAUACCCUGCGCGGUGUAGAGACUAGACUAGCCCUGGCCGCCCGGGGACCGCAAUAACCCCUGCCUGCCUGGACUCUGGCUGCCCGUCAGUUUGUCCUCUUCCCUGGAUGGCAGAAUGCUACCGAGGAGCGAGGAGCGUCUAGAGCAUGGCAGCCUGGCCAGACUCCGCUGCUGGGCAGAGGCAGAGUUGCUAUGACACCUGGGUGGUUAAAAUUGGCCCACCCGUCUAGACACCGUCUCAAGGCAGGCGGCCUCAGCCUCGGCCGUGUCCAGAGCCGGUUGGGCAGAACAGUCAGUUCACCUGCCUGCACCUUCCAGGCCCUGUUUCUUCUCCCACCUCAGACUGACUGGCCUCUUUGGUCCCAAGCUCUGACCUGACUUACAUAACUUUGUUUUGUUUUGUUUUGUUUUGGUUUGGUUUGGUUUGGUUUGGUUUGGUUUGGUUUGAGAGAAAGAUAAUACACAGAGGCAGUGAUUGAUUCAAGUAGUCCAGGCUGGCCUAGAACUAGCUAUCGUGGCCAAGGAUGACCUUGAACUCCUGAUCCUCCUGCUUCUAUGAUCCAGGUUCUGGCAUGAUGGAUGCCCCUGAUUCCUGGCUUGUUCAAGCAGGGAAUAGUAAGAGCUAUUUCCUUAGCUCUUACUGUGUGCCUCACAGAAUGCCAUAUUCUUUAAUUAUCAAGACAGCUUUGUAAGGUAGAAGAGAUUAACCUUUUAGAAAAUCAAGGGUAAAUAGGUCACCUAGGGAGUGUUUGGUAGAGGCUGGGGCCAAAUCCGUGGCUGUGGAACAUUUUUUUUUGCACCGAGGCCUUUCUUUUGUUCCUCGAGACUUCUUUUUGCAUGGGUUUAUUUGUUUAUGAAAUAUGGAACGCUUCACGAAUUUUCAUGUCAUCCCAGGGCAAAGGGCCGUGCCAAUCUUCUCUGUAUAGUUCCAAUUUUAGUCUAUGUGCUGCCGAAGCGAGCACCCAUUGGUUUAUUUUUAUCGUUUGUGUGUGUGUGUGUGUGUGUGUGUGUGUGUGUGGCCCACGUGCCCGCUGUGCUGUAGGAAGCCAAACCUUUGUGAAUGGUAGGCAAAUGCUCUACUUCCGAUAUAUCCCCAGCCUGGGUUCGCUAUCCCUUUACUUCCGAUUUGCAGCUCUUGUGCUCCCCACGUCUGAUUCCAUUCCCUAGAAGCCCAGAGCCUCCCACACAACCUCCCUUCAGAGUUCUGCUUGGCUCCUGAGGCCGUGCAGCCAGAGGGACUUCCUGUAGCCAUGUGAUUUUGGGUUAGCCCCCUAGCCCUGACACCCUGCAGCAUUCCCUGAGCUCUUUGGUGUUCCUGACUCACAAAAGACCCUGAACCUCACUUGGGCCCCAGCUGGCCUCCUACGGGCCUUGAUUGCCUUACCUUCCCCACCCUCCCCCACUUCUCCUCUGCACACAGCUGAGGAAGUCCCUGGCUGUCGAAAAGAUUAAUUAACCAAUAAAUCAGUCUUGUUGGGUCCCAA
Molecule: messenger RNA, 3081 nt
Organism: Psammomys obesus (fat sand rat)
Lineage: Eukaryota; Metazoa; Chordata; Mammalia; Rodentia; Muridae
Gene: Galr3
Product: galanin receptor 3
Exons: 3
Coding region: 545-1654 (369 amino acids)
Biological process (GO): neuropeptide signaling pathway; adenylate cyclase-modulating G protein-coupled receptor signaling pathway; negative regulation of adenylate cyclase activity
Cellular component (GO): membrane
Molecular function (GO): galanin receptor activity
Source: RefSeq, a predicted model, not a curated record